CGCCUGGGCCUUCUUUGUUGAAUGGGGAGCGGUGGUGUAGCGGUUAGCGGUUCUGGGCCUCCCUUAGGUCGACUCAGCCUUAAAUGAGUACCUGGCACUUGUUUGGCGGUGGAGUGAGGACUGACAACAAUUCCAUUAAAUCAUACCAAAACGUAUAUUACAUGAGCCACUAGUGAUAGCACCUCGUUGUACUGUUAAUCCUGUGUUACGUUAUUAAGCGGCAUGUAAAACUUGUUGCGGCUCCAAAUACAUUAAUGCUCGCUUCUAAUUUAGAAGACUGAAUCGUGAAGUGGUGACGAAUACAAUUACUAAAAAUCUAUAUGUAUAUACCAACUAAAAAUUACAGCCAAUAUCAAUAACGGCAAUCGGUACAAAUCGGGAGCAGACUGUAGCAAUGGCCAGUGACAGAGGCGGCGAGGCGUUUUACUUGCGCAGCGCCAGCGCGCUGCCCAGCGUGACCCAUCGGCUGAGCGCCAUGCGGCACACCGGCUCCUUCUGCGACGCCGUUGUGGAGGUGCAGAGCCGCCGCUACCUGGCGCACAAGGCCGUGCUGAGCAGCAACAGCCCUUACUUUGCCAGCCUCUUCUGCCGAGCCCCUUGCAGCAACCUGGGCCCCUUCGCCCUCGACUUCCUGAGCGUUGCAACGUUCGAGCUGGUGCUGGACUUCGUGUACAAAGGUGCGGCGCGGGUGCGGGCGCACGAGCUGCGGCCUCUGCACGACGCUGCCAGGACGCUGGGCAUCGCACCGUUGGAGGAGCUGUGUCGGCCGCUGCUUACGGAUGAGAGAACGACCCCGAUCGUCAACGCGUCGUCGUCCGCCACCUUCGACUACGACGGGAGGCCUCGCGGAGUCGAGGCCAACCUACGAGCCUCCCCCGAGCUGGUGUCCGAGGGGCUGGCGCCAGAUUUAUUUGACCGCGGGUUCCUGGAGGAUGGCACGGGGGCACUGUGGAGGAACCGCUUUGCCGAAAUGGAAGGUGUCAGCGUGGCGGGCGUCUCCGGCAGCGGGCACAAGCCGGACGAUGGGCUGGACGCAAGCAGCGUGGACGACGAGUCUGGGAUUCACUCGGCCUCCAGGGGGAUGGAGGACAAGCGCUGCUCCGAGAGCGAUAGUGGCCGAGCAGAAAACACCGCCACGGAGCAACUGUUCCUUUGCCAGGUGAAGACUGAACCGAAUGAGGAGCCGCCUUGCAAGGUGGCCAGGACCGAAAGCACCAGAGCCAAUGGCGGUCAGGUUUCCGGCCUCGCUGCGGUUGAUGGGCGAACUCAGGAGACGGGAGGCUUCAGGGUGACGGACAUUGCCGCGCUCGGCGGUUGCUCUCGUGAAGACCUAGACGGGUGCGCGGAGCCCGGCGCGAGCGAUUCUCUCGCGGGGCAGAGCGCGGCGGGAGCAGCGCAGCACGAGAUUGGUGUGGCGCAAAUCGCAGCCGACCACGUGCAGUGCCAGGUGUGCGGCGACACCAUGGAUGAGAACAUCUCGUCGCUAAGGGAGCACGCGGCCAUCCACGUGGACCGCGAGACGCUCAAGUGCCGCGUGUGCGGACGCGGCUUCACCACCUUCAACAACGCGGUGCAGCACGUGUACAAGCACUGCGGAGUCACCGUGCUCGCCUGCCACGACUGCGGCAAGACCUUCCUCUCGCUCACGCGCCUCACCCUACACUACCUCAACCAUUGCCGCAAGAAGCGCCCGCCUCCGCCGCUGCCUAGCGUGCCAUUCGUGCGGCCCCUCGAGUACCGGCCGCCCGACGACGCCGGCGAACACCACGCGUCCAGCUACGCCCCGUGUCAGAUCUGCGGGCUGCCCGUGCACCAGAAGAUGGCGUACCUGCGCAGUCACGCUCGUUCCCACGUGGACCUGGAGCACCUCCUGUGCAUGGUGUGCGGCCUGAAGCUCACCUGCUCGAGCAACCUCAUCAAGCACGCGCUGCUGCACGUGGGCGUCUUCCUGUUCGCGUGCCCCGUUUGCGAGAAGCGUUUCGCCAUGCAGUGCCUGCUGCAGCAGCACCAGAAGAGGGGCACCUGCCUCCCGACUCUGUGGAAAGCGAGUGCCAGGGGGGACGGUCCCCAUGGUGUGGACGAGGCCAAUAGAGUGGCUCGCUCCAGCUCCAUGCCCCCUCUUGAGUAGACUUUUUUUUUUAUUUUACCUCGUACAGUAUUACUGUGUGAUAUUUCGCAGUUGCACUGUCUAGCUCUCCUGUGACGGUGGGUCACCAAUUCUGGCGUCACAAAUGUAAUUAAGUUUAACAGGAGAGGAAGUAUGGUGUGUGGAGGGUGCUGAUUGUUGGGAGGUGAGAGCACCAACCUAGGCUCUCAGAUUUAUGGGUUUUAGCUCACCUUUAAUUACGAGCCUUUUGCCCGUCCAAGGACGGGCGUAUUGCAGUAAAUCUGAAACUUGCAAGCAAAAAGCAGACACACGACGUUAUAUUCAUUGCAUCAAUGCGUGCGCAAUUUGUAAGGGUGCGGUGACACAGACUUAUUUCACUUUAAGGUUAUAAUCCCUUGUUGAUCAUGACGUCCUUUUUACUUUGAUGUCUCAAUAGCGUGACGGAGAUUGCGUGACAUGAGGCUUCUGCCUUUGUCGGGAGGGUUGUGAGUUGACGCCGAGGAGGGGGGAGGAGGAGCCUAGGCCCCCCAUGUGGAGUGACGUCAGCCGCUAAUUAUUAUGAAUAGGGUGGGUGUCCAAUCUGUAGGACGUGACCUUAAUGAUUAUUAUGUAACACGAUUUCUGUUCCUGGGUAGUAAGUGUUAUUUUCUAAUUGUUUAUGCCUCAAAAGUAUAGGAAAUGGCUAUUCCCACAAACUUUGCUUUUGUGACCUGUCAAUCUGCAGUUCUCUACACUCGGAUUCUCGAACUCUCUGGAGAGAAGUCCAUUGCGAAUGACCAUCCUAGAUGUAGUGUCCUUUUCAGAUAACCAGGUUUUACCCUGUCGUGCAUGUUCCCACAACCAUUUUGGGCUGAUGUCCAGUUUCUGAAGACCUCAGCCGUCACUUCUGGACCCAUGCCACGAGGCACCUUCAAAGGUUUUCUUGCUGCCCUUCACCCUCCUAACUUGUGCACGUGUACUGGCGGCUUGCGUGAUUUCUGUCUCUACCUUACCACCCUGAAGCCAGUGAGAAUCUGGAUCCUUGGGGUGUCACACGCCCUUCACAUGGCCCACUACAACCUCAAAUAGAGAGUGUUCCAUGCAGAUAACCCGUACUCUACCACGUAGAUAUGGCGAGUCGAUUUCCACCUCUGGUGUGGGACAUCAUCUUGCCAUUCCAUCAAAGGACAAUGCUAUUUCCCGCUGUAAAGUCAUCUUUUAAUAGGUGCCUGUCAAUCAAAACACCACUACACCCUGUCUCUCUCAACAGUCAUACUGUCAUCCUUGCCCAAUCUGAACAUAACCUGGUUGUGUUGGAUACCUUUUAACCGCCCACAUCCCCAAGGACUGGUAAGUUUGACCCAUCCUCCAGUGUUGCAUACUGGCCCUUUUCUGUCUAAUAGCUGUCCCACCAAUCCUGUGUGUAACCUGGAGUCUUUUCCAGCAGGGCUGAUCUUCCCGUGCUGAUCACACAUGCAUGCAAGAUGUCCUGGUUUUCCCACAAGAAACACUUUCCAGGAUUGAACUGCUGUCCCCCUUCAAGGCGUAUCAGGGGUUUUACAGGGACCUUCAACUCAGUUGUCUUCCUACUCCCUGAUGUACUUCCUGGGACCCAAACUUUUAUCCUGCAGCCAAACUUCACGUGCGGUUCUGUGCUGUUAGAAACUGUUCUGCUGGUGCGGCUACAGUGCCAAGACUCUUGGAUUCUCUCCCUAAGGCAGGGGUGGAGAACCUUUUUUCUGACAAGAGCCAUUUGGAUAUUUAUAACAUCAUUCGCGGGCCAUACAAACUUAUCAACUUCAAAAUUAGCCUGUUAUAUUUUGCCAAAUAUUUAAUUAACCCACCCCUAAUGUGAUGGCUGGAACUGCUUCUCUUUGGCGAGGCGUGUGAUGUUAGCUGGUAUUGAUGGUGUUGCUACUCGCAACUGCUUUUCCAGGUUUGCUCCUAGAUGUAUUGAAUUUCGAGUUCCGCCUGCGGUUGCCUUGGCAGGGCCACACCAAAUGAUUUUGCGGGCCUUAUACGGCCCGCGGGCCGAACGUUCCCCACCCCUGCCCUAAGGCAUACCACCAGAUCCCGUGGAGAUGCUCACAAAACCUGCUCACGCAACAGCCCCCCAUAGGACGUUGACACUUCCUCCCCCCAAUUCUCCCCAUCGAUCUAGAUCAGCGGUCGGGAACCUAUGGCUCGCGAGCCAUAUAUGGCUCUUCUGGUGACGGCAUAUGGCUCCCAGACAAUUUUGAGCUGAAAAAAAAAUACAAAAAUCAGUUUGGAACUGAUUUUAAAAUACUUGUGAUAUUGCUUAAUAAUACUGUGUCAUUUUAAAGUAAAUAGAAAUUAGUUUUGAAGAUAAAUUUCACGGGUCACGGGGCCUCAACGCCUGCAUGAAGCUCAACCUCACCACGUACGAACCAGACUACAAGGUCAUCAGCAAAACCAUGCAGCACCAGAAGUCGCAUUAAAAGUAAUACAUAUUUUAUUUAUUAUACGUUACAAAUACUAUAUGGCUCUCAAUGCAAUAUAUUUAUAAAUAUUUGGCUUUUAUGGCUCUCCCAGUCAAAAAGGUUCCCGACCCCUGAUCUAGAUGGUCACGAAGUCUCACCAUGAAUUGGCCAAAACUUUUACCCUUCUCUGGCCUAACUUUGUGGAAAUGUAGUUCUGAAGCCGUCCUCAGUGAAAGCAUACCUCUCGAACAAAGCCGCUUUAAAAUGUUCGUAAUCGGAGGCCUCUUCCCUACCGAGUUGGUGAUACACCAGGAGAGGUUUACCACUCAGCAAGGCACUCAAAUUAAUUGUCAAAUCAGAUACAGGCCAACCAUGGCUCUAUGCGUACCUUUCAAACCUAAAACAAAAAUAGUCAAUCUGAUCCUUUGUCUCCAUCGAACUUUGGGAGCUUUGGUACAGUGCUAUUCCCUGGAGCUGGCCCCAUUGAAAUGGUUGCACCCACACUCAAGUUUCUUGAGUUCCAACUCAAUCUGUUCCAUUUUAAUUCUUUCGCCUUCAACAGCUUCCCUCUCUAAGCAAUCACCCCUUUCUAAGGCUUUACAUUCCCGUGCCGUUUCCUCUCUCUCCCCAUUUUACAUUUCCAUUUUGAGCUUUUCGAGCUCUGUCGUCUGUUUCUCCUGAACGUUCUCCCUUUCUAAAGAAAUCAUCACGGCCUCCUUCUCCAUCUCUCACCAUCUUUUUGCAACUCUUUCAUCCCGGAGAAACAUCUCCAGGUCUUGUGCCCCCCCUUGCAAACCUGCUGCCUCUGCACCCUCUCCCACCACGGGGCCGCUGCAGACCGCAUGAGGCAAGGUGGAGGGGAAAGCCCCAUGUUAAGGCUCGGUGUGCAAGUUUGCACUACACGUUUUAGGCAAAGUGUGACCCCAGUGAAUGUGUGCAUUCCACACAGCUGGGAGUUAGACCUAUCCCUGCUCACUUUCCGUCUCGCUGGUGCUGCUGGUACUGCUGCUGUGGUGGUGCUGCUGCUGCUUUUUAAAUCCGUUAUAUUAAGUUCACUUGCUUGCGUGCUUGCUUGCUUGCUUACGACCGUGCAAAUCUUUCGGUCGUUUUUUAACCCACUUCCCGUGAUCCAAUCGAGCUGACAUUUUGCACACAUACUCGUUGUGCGUGACAAUUUAUUUUCGUGAAAAUUUUUUUCCAAAAUUUUACACCUUUUUAGGUAAAUGUUUUUUUAUAUUUAAUUACCAAUUGCUUAAUGGUGGCAGGCAAUCAUCUGACCCAUAGGUGGCAGCCAUCUCAAGCCAGACGACGAGAGGACUCUAGCCGCCCGUUUCAAAGACCAAUGUGGGCUGGGUUGUGGCCCAUUGAACACGCAUAUAAAGGAUUUGUAGUGAAAAACUUUGUUUUUACGGGUUAAUUUUUACAAAAUGACUGGAGGGCCAUAGAGUUGGUGCUUUCUGCCUCCUCGCCCGACUGAGUUCCCUUUUUUAGGGAGUCCCCAAUCCGCCCAGACUGGGUUUCCCUCUGUAACUGGUCUCAGCUGGUAGGUUUGUCACACUAAACCCCCCCCUCUCAACUCACAGAGUGACUCCGAUGCACCACCCGUACUGCCAACUUGUAAAACAAGUCCACUACGGCGUGGUAUUUCAUAGUUGCGCAGUAUAUCUCUCCCAACGCAUGUUGCGGCUUGGACGGUGUUGGACGUCACACCGACCCACGUGUGGCAUACAACCCGAAAACAUCUGGGAUCUCGUACAGACGUGCCCGUUUUUUUACUCUUUAACGUGACUUUGUGUCACCAUUUUAGACUCGCCAAUGAUAGAUACCUCACUCUUUCCAUUGUUAGGUCACAGCGAUUUCGUCGGGACUUGAUUGGGACAUGAUGAGACGUUUGCAGUCUCGGCGUUUUACACAAACUUUGCGAUUGCUAAUAGCAGCGCUGGGCAAUGUUUUUUUAUUUUAGCUUGCCCGCUCAGGGGCAACUAACUGUGUGUGAUGCAACGUUCGCCACCAAAACACUGCCUCAGCCAUACAGAGACCUCGGCGUGGUUCGAAUCAGGCGCUGGGCCAGGAUGCAAGCAAUGCGGUUGUGUUGAGCAGUCUUGUCCCCUCCCACCAGGCAGAUAUAAGCUAUACUCUGGUUCUUUCGGUAAAGUCACGUAGGUAGAAAAAGAAUAGAUCACGACGUUUCGAUCGCAAUACAAGCAAUCGUCAUCAGGUGAGACAACCACAGUUUCGGCACCUGAUGACGAUUGCUUGUGUUGCAAACGUCGUGAUCUAUUAUUUUUCUAGCUACGAGACUUUACCGAAAGAACCAAAGAGUAUGGAUCCCUGCAGUCACGAAAGCUUCAAAUCAAGAUAUAAGCUAGUUCCUUGAUUUGUAUUAACACGUCAAACAUUACUCAAAUGAGCAUGAACUUGAUGAGUGUAAGAUAGGUACAUAUAAUGAUUAGUUUUUCAGGAGCUUAAUGGAUU
Molecule: messenger RNA, 7002 nt
Organism: Lethenteron reissneri (Far Eastern brook lamprey)
Lineage: Eukaryota; Metazoa; Chordata; Hyperoartia; Petromyzontiformes; Petromyzontidae
Product: zinc finger and BTB domain-containing protein 17-like
Biological process (GO): regulation of transcription by RNA polymerase II
Molecular function (GO): DNA-binding transcription factor activity, RNA polymerase II-specific; protein binding; RNA polymerase II cis-regulatory region sequence-specific DNA binding
Source: RefSeq, a predicted model, not a curated record